AUGCUCGGCGCUUUUACGUUCCCGUUGAUUUUAUUCACAGUUAUCGUAUUGGUUUUGAAUUCAACCGAAUCCAUCCCGUACCACGGUUCGCAAAGAUUUUUUGGUUAUGAUUACUGGACGCGCCGGUAUCCGUCCUUGGAUUACUCAGAUUGGAAUGGCUUCUGGAAUAAUCACUACAGUGGUCGGACUCAGUAUAAGCGAGCUUCCUCUGAGACGGCGGUACAAGAAUGCACGGGCUGUCAAUGUGAUGAUUUCAAGCAAGAGCUUAGGUGUUUUGGUAGCCCUGGUAAAUUGACUGUAUACGUACGAAACAGAGUCAUAAGAGUUGUUAGGAAUGGUCAGUUACCAAGGAAAUUGAAGGAAAUCAAAAUCUUUAAUUCUCAGCUGAAAGACAUCGAAGAAGAAGCAUUUCACAACUUGACGGAACUUCAAGAAUUGAAUCUGGCUAUGAAUAACCUCAACGAUUUUCCGGACUUGUCCACCAACACAGCCUUGCGAGAGCUAGAUUUAUAUCAGAACAAGAUAAGGCUUUGGCGCCACAAUUACACUGCUUUGCCCAAGAAUUUAGAGAAGAUAAUUCUCAUUGACAACGAGUUUGACUGGAUCCCUGAAAAGUGGUUUGAUCUGCCAAAUUUGAAAUACAUAGCUCUGAGUAAGAACAAGUUAAAACGGUUUCCAGGAGCUGCUUUUAUCAACUGUAGAUCUUUGGAAUACCUAUCCGUUGACUACAACGAAAUAACGUCAAUCACAUGUCCCAAUCUGCAACCAUUUUAUGGAAAUAAUUCUCAGCUUCUACAUUUGAACUUGAGCAAUAAUGCUAUAAGCAGCAUAGCCUCAGAGGCUCUACAGCAUCUGAUUCAUCUGCAAGUUCUGGAAUUACAUGAUAAUGACUUGGAACUUAUUGGUCCGAAGGUUUUCUACAAUAUACCAGAGCUACUGCAUCUAGACCUAUUGGGCAACAAGCUAGAGACCAUCGCUGGACAAGGAUUUAGCCCUGCGUUCCAGGAUCUUCCCAAACUAAAAUGCUUGGUGCUAAUGGGACAGGAUCCCAAAACACGUCACGUGAUGUUUAACUCAUUUGUCAAUCUACCUGCUUUGGAAGACUUAUGGCUGAACAACAACGGAUUUCGAACAUUUCCACAUCCAUCACUAUCCUACGAGUUAAGACCUGCUUUAAAGUUUCUGCAUAUGGAAAACAACGAAAUCGAGUCGCUACCAAGUUACGAUAAAGACGACUUCCCGCCUGACUUGGAAAAUCUACAUGCUGUUCUCAAAGCGAAACACAAACCAUUCGAGAACACGCCGAACUUGGAAAAACUGUUUCUUCAUUCAAAUCGCAUUCUUCGCAUUGCAGAAGAUGACUUGUGGAUGUUAAGCAAACUGAAUGAACUUUUCUUGAGCGCUAAUAAACUGGUGAAUUCGAGUGUACAUCCGAAUGCUUUUAGGAAUCUCACAAGAUUAACAGUUUUGCAUCUUGAUUGGAACAAGUUUCAUUAUGUUCCUUUUGCAAUUCAAGGGAAAAGCCGACUUCCAUCGAUUGAUAGCUUAGAUUUAAGGGGAAACAGCUUCACAUACAUUCUGAAGGGGACGUUUUCCGAGCUGGACACCAUCAGAUACCUGCAAAUGCAAUACAACAAAAUCGUCACCAUAGAAAAUGGUGCCUUCAAUGGGAAUAUCAAGCAGAUACACAUGGAGGGAAAUCGCUUUAACUUUAAACAUGAGAAUCAGUUCACAAACCUGACCAAACUGACUCAGUUGGGGUUGAGGAAGAAUCAAAUCAAUGCUAUCCCAGACACAGCCUUUCAUGGACUUACGAGUUUAACUUGGCUUGACCUUGGUGAAAACCAAAUCGGGCGUAUCCUGAAGAUUUCCUUCCGGGACCUUGUCAAUGUAGCCACUUUGGAUUUGGAUCAAAACGAAAUAGCACUCAUUGAAGACGGAACUUUUGCAGGAGUAAAAGGGUUCAGUCGCCUAAAACUCCAAGAUAACCAGCUCACUUCUCUGCCAAAUGGUGGCGACUUUCAUAACAAACAGAUGAAUAACAUAAACUUCUCAAAGAAUAGAAUAACAUCGAUCGCAAACGGAACCUUUGUAAACAUCAGAUGCAUCAGCGGUGGCUGCGGUAAUAGCAGAAGCAGUAGCGGGACCAUAUGGAAAUUCCGAGAAAACGAAAUAGUGUCAAUUGACAGCGGAGCAUUUCAAUCAUUUGAUGGUAGUGCUUGUACUCUAGAAUUUGGAGGGGCAAGCAAGAAAUACAAUUUGCUGAAAAGUGUCGAUUCUGGAGCGUUUGAUAAUGUGCAGGCAUGCUAUAUAGACCUUAGCAACUUAGAGUUGAAAAAGAUUGCUUCUGAAUCUUUCAGGGAUGUUCGUGUUAGCUUUGAUUUAGAAAUGAAUGACAACGAGAUACGAACUGUUGAAGAAAACGCCUUUCUAAGAUUUAACGUCAGACACUUGAUGCUUCAAAACAAUGCUAUCCAAGCAAUCACAGAGAAGAUGUUUGGAGACAGUGGUUCCACAAUAAGAGCAAUACUGGAUCUCUCUCACAACGAAAUCCAAACCCUUCACGAGGAUUCACUUAAAGGAGUCAAAGUCAAUGGGCAAAUACGGCUCAGAAACAACAAGUUAGUUAUGUUUCCAGCAAAGGCUUUGGAGAAACAAGACCCAAGGGUCCUAGAACUGCGCCAUAACCAGAUUCCAUCCAUUCCUGUUGGUUGGUUAGAUCCAUUUCAAAACCUCCGACAUUUGUUUCUACCGGACAACAAUAUUGCUUCCGUGGAGGCUAACGUCUUUAGCAAGCUAAAGAACCUCGAGAUAUUAGAACUUCAAGACAAUAAAAUUAGCGUGAUUGAACCAGGAGCAUUCAAUGGCCUCGACAGUGUGAAAAGAUUGUAUUUAUAUGACAACCAGAUUGAAUUUUUACCUACAUUCCCUGCGAUGAAGCUUCUUGAUGAUUUAUCUCUAAAAAAUAAUCUUAUAGAGAACAUCGGGCAGGACUGCUUCUCUAAACUUCCCAAUUUACAAACACUUAAUCUUGCAACGAACCCGUUGGCUUGUGACUGUAAUGUUUAUAACUCUCUUACUCCGGUUAUAAACACUCUCACUUCUACAAAAGCUGCUCUCUGCCGAUCACCUUCUCAAGUAGCAGGAGCCAAAUUCUACCCGAAGGGAUCAUAUGAGAGCUUUUAUCGCCAGCGAUUUCUCUGCAAUCCCGUUAACGUAUCAGCAUCAGCCCCUGGUGAUUAUCAAUUGAACGUCACGUGGGACAGGCCGCAUGAACUUCACUCGUUUAUCAACUUUACAAAGAACACCACAACACUGAGCACGUGGGAUGCUGUCAAGAUUCAAAGUGUGAAGUAUUCGGUCACUUGUUUAAGUGACGAUGCUCCGACUUUGACGGGCACUUCGACGAAAAAGUUCCUCCUGUUUACUCAAGCCGACGGCGUACGAGCUGGGACCGAUUACACCUGUCAUGUGACUAUGACUGUAUCUGCUCACAAUGGCACUUAUUUAGGAGGGGAUCCCUUGGGAGCCUUGUGGACCAGGACGACACCAAAAAGCGAAAAAGUCUCGAUAACAACCGUAGAGGGCAAAGCUCCGGUGACCAACACGACGGCCAACAAGACUAAUUACCUCUUAGAUGUUACAUUCUAUGACUUCAGAGCUGCUGAUGGUGAUUUCGUUGGGAUCCCUGAUAAUUACCGUGAGAUUUACAACAAUCCAAGAUAUAUUGCGAGCCCAUAUGGCAGCUGGUUAGCCAUAUCUUUUGAUCCAACCAGAGACAGUUUCUCAGACUGGUUUAGAUCCGAGUCAUUAAGAAACCGACAUUACGAGGGAAACUUGGAAUUGAAAAAACAGUGGGAGACAGACUCAAAUGGCAACUCAGUGUUUAGGUAUUUCAACGACAAGUUCUUCCCAGUCGAUGGCCGCGGAUGGGGUGCUGAAGGUCAGCGGGACUGCCACACCAAUGCUCUCAGGAACUAUGGAUUCACAGCUGCGAUUCGUUCAACCUUUAACUUCACGGGUCAAGAAAAUAUGGCUUUUGCAGGUGGUGAAGAGUUGUGGGUUUUCAUUCAUGGUUAUCUGGCAUUACAAGUUUUCCACAAUCCUCUUAACGGGACAAUUCCGUGCGCGACAAUCUAUCUAUCCCCCGCUAAGGAAGGGAAAAGCGAGGUUGUUCGAAAACACGGAGUCAUUGUCGGUGACAAGUGUCAAGAGUCAGGAUAUCUCACACCACAAGCUUUAAAUAUGACAUUAAGAGUAGGUGAGCCUUACCGUCUGGAAGUGUUCGUGGCUGAACGAUUCAAAUGUGACUCCGAUCUCUUUUUUCAAACCAGCGGAGUUCAGUUCAUUCGACGAUGGGAUAUGACUCUUCCUGUUGGUUACAUGUCUGAUAUCAGUGAGAAUCUGCAUGUUGGUGGUUUGGUUCAGGAGUUUCAAGUGUCCGAUGCCUUUUCUGCUGGACCGUACAAGGUGGAAAUUAUGUCCGGAAAUGAGCAACGCAGAUUUGACGUCAAAGAAGGAACGUUCAUCCCACCGUCCCCUCCAACUAUAGCAGAACCUCCUUCGUUUGUAUUAGACAAUGAGACAAUCUACUUAUGUCCAAAUGCAACUGCAAAUGUCACUGUUCGACCCAUCACCAGGGCUCCUCCAGGAAUCGAGACUUUUACUGUAAACAGUUCGACUGCUCAGUUGAUUCUUAACUCCCCAUUGGACUACGAGCAUACAACAAGUUACUUAUUGACCUUGAGAAUCACAGAUACGGGAAAGUUCGAAGAACCCUCUGGAAAUAUCACGAUCAGGGUUUUCGUUUUGGACUACAACGAUCACUGCCCGGUAUUGCCAAAUGUCAAUUACGACCUUAAACCUAUCCCUCCUCUUCAAAGGGCAGCAUUCUUUGUUGCCAUGGCACAAGAUGGAGACAGUGGAACCAACGGACAGAUUACAUACAAGAGAAGUCAUAUCCUGGAAGCAAUACCUCGAGUUGAGGCCACGCGGUUUGCAAUCAAGAAUGGCUCGGCAUAUAUCUGGAGUAACAAAACUAUCGAGUGGACCUACAAAUAUUUCAUAUUUGCUGUGGACGGAGGAACUCCAAAACGAGGAGACAGAAUACCGCUGACCAUAACAUUCAAUGCUACGUGCCAAGAAACUGGCGGAAUUUUUGUUAAUGCAACGAGUGGCCAAGUAUUCUUCAGGGCGCCGGGAAUGACGGGAUCAGAGUAUCCAAGAAAUUCAACCACGAAACCGAAGUGCCGACGCUGUAGAACUGGGUACUACUGUGUUGGCGAUGGAACCGAGGAAAAGUGUGGAGUAAAGUCGCCGACGGAAUUUUCGUUUGGAGGAGCAACAAAUUGUAGUUCAUGUUGGGAAGGCUGGUUAUGCCACAACGGUAGUGCGUUACCCUGCCCACCAAACACUUAUGUCAAAUGCAACGAAACGUCGUGUCCAGAAAAGUGCUACCCCUGUGAGCCUGGCACAGUUUGUAAAGCAGGAAGACAGUACGAGUGUCGACCCGGGACAUACAGUGAUGGAACAGGAUUUCCUUGUAAGCUAUGCCCUCCAGGAAGCUACAACAACAAAAUGCGGGCAGAAACUUGUUACUGCUGCCCUCCUGGCUACAGUAGCACUUACAUGAAGACAUCCUGUCGAGCGUGCCCUGCUAAUGAAUACGCUGAUCAGGGAAAUUUUCCAAAUUGCACACUAUGCAGGUCCUGCUUCACAAACGAUUCGUGUCCAUGUUUGGGAGACCCUUGCUAUCCCUCAGUAGAUUGUCACAACGUUGGAAAUGGGUCAUUCGUUUGCGAAUCAUGCCCAGAUGGGUUUGAAGGAGACGGAAAGACGUGCACUGAUAUCAACGAGUGUGUCCUGGCAAACCCAUGUUACAAGCCUAAUGAGUGUGUGAACCUUUCUCCGGGGUACCGCUGCGGAGGAUGUCCAAACGGUUACCGCGGCAAUGCUCCAUCAGGAGUGGGCCUUGAGCACGCGCAGAAGUACAAGCAGAAGUGUGAAGAAAUCGACGAGUGUAGCGAAGGAAUUGACACAUGUGAUCCGAACUCAAACUGUAUUAACACAUUGGGUAGUUUCAAAUGCAGCCCAUGUAAACCAGGAUUCAUUGGGGAUGGUUAUCUUGGCUGUUAUCCCGGUGACCUGUGCACCAGCUCGCAACAUACCUGUCAAGCGAAUGCACAGUGUACAUCGACUGGAGCAGGAAGAUACAAGUGCACGUGUAAAGGAGGUUUCGCAGGUGAUGGAGAAGAGUGUGAGGUCGAUCCCGAUUUGGAUGACAUUCCCGUCAAAGGAUUGAGUUGUACCUUACCUAACUGCAGAAAGGAUAAUUGUCCAAGUGUACCGAAUACGGGCCAAGAAGACAAUGAUGGUGACACGGACGGUGAUGCUUGUGAUGAAGACGACGAUAACGAUUUGGUUCCUGAUAAUAAGGAUAACUGUGUUUUUGUGGAUAAUCUUGACCAAAUAGACACUGAUAAGGAUGGCGUGGGGGACAAAUGUGAUAACUGUGUGGCUGUUCAUAACCCAGACCAGACAGACACUGACGGGGAUGGUGAUGGAGACGCGUGUGAUGAUGAUCAAGAUGGAGAUGGAAAAUUGAAUCCAAACGACACGUGCCCCAGGUUAAACGCUAUUGGCGACCAUGUUGAUGAUGAUGGGGACGGUGUGGGUAACCUGUGUGACAACUGCCCAAAAAACUACAACGCUUUGCAGAAUGGAAAGCAGCCGGACAGUAACGAGAACGGGUACGGAGAUGUCUGCGAUGGACCUGGAAAAGACAAGGAUGGCGAUGGAGUUCUUGACGAGUUUGACAACUGCCCUGAUUUACCAAAUGGCGAACAAGGAGAUGCCGAGGAUGACAAGAUAGGUGACGCAUGUGAUGACGACCAGGAUAAUGAUGGCAUACCUAACAUACGGGAUAACUGUCCCAUGAUCAGUAAUCCUAACCAAGAACAUCACAAGCUAUCUUAUGAUGACAAAGCUCUUCCUGUGGGCGACGCAUGCGUUGAAGAUUAUGACGGCGAUGGUGUCCCGGAUGUCGAUGACACGUGUCCUCAUGCAAAACAUAUCAGCAAGACAAGCUUCCUCGAUCAUUUCACAGUGGAUUUGUACCCAGGACACAGUGACCCGGUUCCCGAGUGGAGGGUGGCAAAAAUGGGAGUCGAUGUUGAACACCUGACCAACACAAAUCAUCCAGGAAUGCUAAUAUGUUCUACACGUUACGGACCCGUUGAUUACAGUGGAACAAUCUAUGUCAAGGAUCGUGAGGGUUCUGACUAUUUGGGUGUGGUUUUUGGCUAUCAGUCGAAUCGAAAGUUCUAUGUGGUUAUGUGGAGAAGGGAAAACAUUAAUUUUGGCCAAGCUGAUAUCAACGCUGGUAUAAAGGGACUGCAGCUGAAGCUUGUAGACUCGAACACUGGACCAGGCCCAGACUUGGCAAAAGCGUUAUGGUACUCAGGCGAUACUUUAAAUCAGGUAACUCUGUUAUGGGACGAUCCACUUAUGAAAGGAUGGCAGCAUCAGACUCCAUAUGGCUUCCUCGUAACUCACAGACCAUCCAUUGGUCUGAUAAGAGUUCAGAUAAAACAAGGAGACAAGAUUUUAACUGAUUCUGGAAACAUCUAUAACACAGUCCUGACCGGUGGGAGACUGGGCAUGUUUGUCUUUGGUCAACAUGACGUCAUCUGGUCCAGACUUGAAGUUCGUUGUUCAGACAGAAUAAACCAAGCCUUGAUGUUUGACGGUGUUGACGAUCACGUGACUCUACCAUCCAUUCAUACUUUAGGUUUAACAAAUAGCUUCACGAUCAGUGUGUGGGUAAACAUGGCAGCGGACUACCCCAUGACUGUCAUGCCUAUCGUUUGCAGUGAUGAAGGAAUGCUUUGCUUAUACCUUAGAAACAGACACAUUCAUGGAAACUUAGGAAAAUCUACCGUGGAAGGAAGUGAAGUUAUAGAACCAGAGGAAUGGCAUCAUCUUGUGUUUCGAUUUGAUGCGCAACGACACGAGAUUGAAGUAUUUGUAAAUGGAUCAUCGGUUGGUAAAAAGACUGAUACUACUCCGCACAGCUGGUCUCCCAAUAUUAAGCUUUCUAUUGGACGCGAUCAGAAACACUUCUUAAAUGGAACAAUUGACGAUUUGACCCUGUGGGGAGUACGAGUCCCUGAUGAUGAGAUCAUAGAGUACAUGAAGCUUGCGGGAUUGACUUGGCCUAUUCACAAGGGACUGGUACGGGCCCACUUCAAUAUGGAGGAUAUUUCCGGUUCGAUUAUCUUAGAUCAGGGAGGCAAUGGUUUCCAUGGUAACCUUGUUGGGAAGCCCUUGUUUGUUCCGAGCACCGUGGAUAAAAAUCGAUUUGUGAUCUCCUUUCCAAACAAUCGACGAAGAAGAAACAUUAGGAGUCCAUUCAUCGCUACUUGGGCGAGGAGACACUCGGAACUUUGAUUUUUUCGUGUUAACUAAGGGCGACUUAUAUGAUAUGCAGAC
Molecule: messenger RNA, 8490 nt
Organism: Pocillopora verrucosa
Lineage: Eukaryota; Metazoa; Cnidaria; Anthozoa; Scleractinia; Pocilloporidae
Biological process (GO): homophilic cell-cell adhesion
Cellular component (GO): extracellular region; plasma membrane
Molecular function (GO): protein binding; calcium ion binding
Source: RefSeq, a predicted model, not a curated record